Messenger RNA from Syngnathus typhle (broad-nosed pipefish), 2783 nucleotides. RefSeq names its product cysteine-rich secretory protein LCCL domain-containing 1-like. The coding region runs from base 243 to 1775 and encodes 510 amino acids. Gene Ontology annotation, cellular component: extracellular region. The record is from RefSeq and is a predicted model, not a curated record. The transcript has 15 exons. Lineage: Eukaryota; Metazoa; Chordata; Actinopteri; Syngnathiformes; Syngnathidae.
UCAUGCAGCCAGCACUAUACUGGGUGAGAUGAGGAAUUCAACAGGUACCUAUAGAUAUUUCUGAGUCUGAGCGUGGAGGUGGCAUACAAUAUGAAAAGCAUUACCUGCUUGCUUGAGAUGGACAACUCGCUGGAUUACAGAAAAUAGUCCAUCAUCAUUUGGAAUCUGUGAGAUAUUGGAAAUUGACUGAUUUAAAAGACAAGCAACAGUAUUGUUUCUUCAGCAGCAGUGUUUUCCACAACAUGAAGAAGCUUCUUCCGUUUCCUGAGUGGUUUCGGGCAGCAAGCCUGUGCUUAUGUUUGGCCCACACUGUCACAUCCGCGGUCCUAACCAACUCCACAGGACUGGAGUCCAUCUUGGAUAAGUACAAGGAGGAAGAGUGGUGGAAAGCCAGAACGAGAGGGAAGAGGGCCAUCAGCGAGGGGGACAUGCACCUCAUCCUGGAUCUGCACAACAAGUUGCGUGGUCAGGUCCACCCGCCAGCCUCCAACAUGGAGUACAUGUCGUGGGAUUACGAGUUAGAGAGAAGCGCCGAGCACUGGGCCCAUACCUGCCAAUGGGAGCAUGGACCAAGCCACAUGUUGACUCAAAUAGGCCAGAACCUUGGCGCACACUGGGGCAGGGAUCGUCCUCCCACCUACCAUGUGCAGGCCUGGUAUGAUGAAGUCAGAUACUACAGCUAUCCUUACUCCCAGGAGUGUAACCCACACUGCCCUUUUAGAUGUUCAGGACCUGUUUGCACUCACUACACUCAGUUGGUGUGGGCCACAAGCAAUCGUAUUGGGUGUGCCAUCAACGUGUGCUACAACAUGAACGUGUGGGGAAUGAUCUGGGCUAAAGCUGUUUACCUGGUCUGCAACUACUCACCACCUGGAAACUGGUGGGGUCAUGCACCUUACAAGUAUGGUGCUCCAUGCUCUGCUUGUCCAGCCAGUUAUGCUGGAGGAUGCAGGGACAAUCUGUGCUACAAAGAUGGAGGUGUUGACAGGCGUCCUGCUCCAGAAACCGAGGAGACCAACUACAUUGAACCAGAGCCAGAUACAGUGAGAGAGAGGGAGGUCGAAUCCAGGGCCCAAAAUCCAAGCCCCUCGCAAGGCUCUGAGGACUUGGCCAGAAACCAGGUCAUAAGCACCGAGCAGAUGUGCCAACAAAUGGAGUGUGACACAAAGUUGAGAGAUCGGUGCAAAGGAACAACAUGUAACAGAUAUGAGUGUCCACCUGGCUGCUUUGACAGGCACGGGAAAGUAGUUGGGACUACGUCUUAUGACAUGCAAUCCAGUGUGUGUGGAGCUGCAUUGCACGCCGGUGUUAUCGACAAUGAUGGAGGAUGGCUGGACGUGACCAGACUUGGGCGAAAACAACAAUUCAUGAAAUCAUACAAGAAUGGUAUUCAAUCAAUAGGAAAGAACAGAAGUGCAAAUUCCUUUAAAGUACAGUCUGUGCCUGUCAAGGCUGUUGCAUGUGACACCACCGUGGCACUGUUCUGUCCCUUUAAGAAACCUGUGCGACACUGUCCAAGGUUGUAUUGUCCCAAGAAUUGUCUACAUGAGAGCCAGGCCAGAGUUAUUGGGAGUAAAUAUUACGCUGACAAAUCAAGUAUCUGCAGAGCAGCCCUUCAUGCUGGUGUAAUCCAGAACGAAUCUGGAGGUUACAUUGAUGUGAUGCCAAUGGACCGCAGGAGGCAGUACAGCGGCACGUCCCAAAAUGGCAUCACCUCAGAAAGUUUACUUAAUCCGACGGGAGGAAAAUCCUUCAGAGUGUUUGCUGUUAUCUGAAGAAUAAAACAUAUCCAAGGACAUACUCAAAACUUUGAAGAUAUCAUCCAGCUUUCCUCCAGAAAAAAAAAAUCAUCACGUUCUUCUGCUGUUGAUGCGAAAGGUGGCUUAACUACACUGUAAUGAACUGAACUGAAUCUAAAUGUUUUCAUUAAUAGCUUGGCAAGAGGUGCAUAAAUGACCCCGUGAGUACGUCAGUCAGGCAUAAAGAAAACAUACUUAAGAAAGCCACCCGCAGUUUUGCAGCCAGAAGCUUCAUGCUGUGAGGUGACAGUACAGUGCACUGCCUCACCAUACUGCCCACACAGUUCCUUAAAAUCUACUUUAAUUUUCAAGGCUAAAACCGACUCCAGCACUUCAAAGACCUGCUGUACCUCACUGUGAAAGCUAAGUUGUGAUUGGACCGUUUCCUAAGAGGAGGGAUUUAGCAAGUUCAUUUUUAGGGAGAAAAUCUCCCACAAAGCAGUAUACUGUAUUAGCUACUGACAAUUUUCAUUGCAUACAUUGGAAGUUUGUUAAACCUGCAGUUCAAGUUAAAGUACAUAAAUAUACAAGACUUAAAGCAGUAGUAAUUCUUGGUUUCGGAGGCAACAGACUUCAUGUUCACUAUUCAUUUGUCUUGACAAUAUGCCAAAUUGCUGUAAUACUGGAAGUAUUAUAGCUAUAAAACAGAAAGUAUGAGAUAUCAUCUGUAUAUGUUUGUACAGACUGCAUCAAAAUGUUGUAAAUACUAAGGAAACUUUAACCCUGUGUGCAUUCAUCGAUCAUUUUUCUAAAUCUCAGUAACCUUUUAAGAAAAGGAAAACAGCAACACACACGCAUAUUUAAUGCUUAUAUUUUAUCAUCAUAAUAUAUAGUAUAUGAAUAUUCAAAACUUUGUCAAUAAUGUCAGCUUUUAUUUUUUGGGAAAAAAAAUAUAUAUAUAUUAUAUAUACAUAUAUAUAUAUAUAUAUAUAUAUGGACCCCUGGCUGGCCAGGUAUGUGUAUGACAGAGUUGAAAAAAAUAUG